AAAAAAAAAAACAGGGCAUGGCAGCGACGUCCAACAGAGACAGCGGUCAGGUGUAAUCUGCCUAGCUGGUUUUUGGAAGAAAGUCUCUUGGAAAGGAAGGGGGAUUGUCUGAAGCAUGGAUCAGAAACAUGUGACUAAGCAUGUAGAUGCUGGACAAGGGAUGGAUAAAUCCAACAAGCCCAUGAAGAUGAUAUUUAAUAAGCCUGGUCUAGUGAAAUCGGAAGCCUCUGAUCACAAAAUUAAUUUUGAGCACUUGAAGCCACUCUCAGUAUAUUCAAGAAUGAUAACUUGCGACAGUAAGACCAUUGUUCCUGAUUCAACGUUUUCCAACCCAUUUGUUAACUUGAAGAUUGAGGUGAUCAACGUUUCCUCUAGAAAGAGGAAAUCAGAUGAUCACACCUAUUGCACUCCCACAAAAAAGCCCUACAGUCCACAGGCUGUUUCCACUGACCUUGGAUGUCUAAAAGACUUAUGCACUCCUCCAAAACAAGGCCAAGACUCCACUCCAGCCAUUUCUAAGUCUGUCUUAUUAGAUGGACCCAAAGCCAUCAGAAGCCAAAAUAAAGAAGCUGUGAAAUCUCAGCUGGACUUGGAGCAUGUAACAAGUGGGCCUUCAGUGGGGUCAGGUGGUGAGGAGAGAAUGACUGCACAGCAAAACUUCAAGUCUACCCCAAAAACCUCAGCACCUUUGUUUGAAGAUGCCCCAUUAAACCUCAACCAUGCUUUUGACUUUGAUAUCGAAAGCAUCUUGUGUCUCAGCCCUAUUGGGACCAGGAGGUCUGGGGGAUUCACCAACUCUGUAGGAGAAGACCGUGAAUGUCCAAGCAGCAGCACAUUCCAAAAUGAGCCUGUCAGUAUUCAGAGUCCAGCACCAGGAAUCACUGAGGCAGGGGGAGAUGAGAAGAAGGAGGGGAGAGGCAAAGAGUUGAAAAGAGGAGAAGAUAUGAAUACUAAAGAAGAAGAGGGCGAUAGUGGUUAUUUUUCCUUGUCGUACAGACAGGCUCUUAAAGCAGGCAGGAAUCCCUCUGAGCCUGGGUCCCCUCUGCUGCCCCAGGUUACCUCUUGCUCCCUGGUCUGGAGAAAUAGAGAGGUGCUGGAGGGUGAGGGUGACAUCCCAGGCCCAGCUGAGCCUGAAUUCAAUAAGCAAGGUGUGGCUUGUCAUGAGUACAUAUCCUUGACCACGGAUGACCUUUCUUCUAUCACAAAUGGGUCACUGUUGGCUUCUGUGGGUGGUGCCACAGAGCGUUUGGAGGAUGAUGUUGAGGAGGCAUCGGCUCUCGGUGCCCCAAUAUUAGAGUCAUCAGUGUGCAACAGCAGUGGCACAGUGCAGCCCACUGGAGGUACUGUAAAAAGGAGAGUAGAAAAAAAGGAGGCGAAAGAAGAAGUGACCAAGUCAAUCCAUGAGUUCCAGGACAAGACACUAGCAGGGAAGGGGUUGGAAGGAAGAGGGACCAAGUCUGUCCUCAAGUGCCAGGACAGUGGAGCAAAGACCAGUCUGAAAUCCACCACCUCAACUGUCCAACAGGUUAAAUCGGUGGUGGUGCUUGGGAAGGCCCAAACUAAAUCAGCAGGCCCUUCCCAGAUGUCAAAGCCGAGUUCUGUAGCGCGGACAAUUCUCAAGAUUGGCAAAGGCAACAGGACUGGCAUGUGUCCAAGGCCACUGGUGUUUGCCCAGGAGGAGGACUGGCAGCAUGAAAAACAGAUGUAUGUGAAUUCCGUCAUCAGACAUAUGCAGGAGGACACGGGAACGGGUCAAGAUGGAAUGACUGAGGUCCUGAACCUGAUGAGACAUGUUACUGAGCAGGAAGCGGGACCUAAUGGCACACAGUGGCAACAUCCCUCCGAUUUCACUCGCAGGAACUACCAAAGACGUUUUGGAAACUUGAUUCCUACAAUCCCCCUUGCCGAAUGGCACACCCAGAACAGCAAGAGUUACAGGCGCUUUGUCAGCGUCCCAAAGAUUUUUCAGAGAAGUCCAGUUCCUUAAAUUGAAGAUGCAUGUGGAGUUCACUUAAGUGCUAUAUUCUAUGCAACCUCUUGUAUUCUGUAUGUUACUGUCUGUCUUCAAUUUCGACAAGUACUUGUUGAUUUGAACGUCGAAGCUUGAGCUUCUUUUUCUGAUAUGUUUCUAUUUGAGUGUUUGCACUAACGAGUGUUAAAAUGUGUGGAAUUUAAUGCAUGUUUUUCAAAGUUAAAUUAUAAGGUUCAUAAAAUUAUGCAUGUGAGCAAGCACUUUUUCCCAUCAUUGCUUUCGCACUUCAUAUGCCCUGAAUUUUUUUCUUUUUUAUAUAAAAUUUAGAAACUUGACCUGUUUGCCUGUUCUCUGUAAGUUUGCUACAAAUAUAUAAAUAAUUUUGUGCUUACAGAAUUUGUCUGCAAAAUGCAUAAUUACCCCUUGUGUGCUCUCUUCUUAGCACUGCACUUUUGAGCCAAUAAAAACUGAGCCCAGGGCUUUCUUCAUC
Messenger RNA from Myripristis murdjan (pinecone soldierfish), 2462 nucleotides. RefSeq names its product askopos (gene s100pbp). Gene Ontology annotation, molecular function: calcium-dependent protein binding. The transcript is spliced from 7 exons. Bases 116 to 1987 code for a protein of 623 amino acids. The record is from RefSeq and is a predicted model, not a curated record. NCBI's taxonomy places the organism in Eukaryota, Metazoa, Chordata, Actinopteri, Holocentriformes, Holocentridae.